AGAGCUGGCCAUUGUAGGGAGAAACCAAAGCCCUUUUAAGAUUAAGUUGUGUCUCCAAAUCAUCCACUUGGGCCAGAGAAGGUCUUUGCUGUGGGAAUGCUCUUGGAUAUGAGGUGACAUGGAGCGAGGCUGGCUUCACUCUUGAAGAGAGUUCCCAGUGGUCGAAGUGAGUUUGAAAUGCUUAGCCCGGCUCUACCAUGAACCCACACUUACCUGAAGGCAAGAUGGCCCUGGAGUUUAGGAAUGUCUGCAUCCUGUUGCCCAACCGAGAUCAACUAAGGUUAAGCAUUGGGGUAAAAGCCACGGGAAGAGAGCUUUUCCAGCAGGUGUGUGACUUGUUGAGCAUUAAAGAACCCCACUUCUUUGGCCUGAGUAUUGUUCGAAACAACGAAUACAUAUUCAUGGAUCUAGAGCAAAAACUCAGCAAAUACUUUCUGAAGGACUGGAAGAAAGAGAUAUAUAAAGGAAAUGAGAAGUCCAAUCCUCCUUUUGUUGCCUUCUUCAGAGUGCAAUACUAUGUGGAAAAUGGGAGAAUUAUAAGUGACAAGGUUGCCAGACGUCUAUACUACCACCACCUCAAGGAGCAGGUGCUGAGGUCCCAGUGUACCCACAAGGAGGAAGUCUAUUUCCUGCUGGCCGCAUAUGCGCUGCAAGCAGACUUAGGCAACUACAGAGAGACCACCCAUGUGGGGAAAUAUUUCGAACCUCAUUCCUACUUCCCUCAGUGGAUUAUCACAAAGAGAGGGAGGGACUACAUCCUCAAACACGCUCCAGAGAUCCAUCGAGAGCAGCAGGGGAUGACCACCAAAGAGGCUCUGUUGAAGUUCAUCAAGGAGUCCUGUAUGCUGGAAGAUGUGCCUGUUCAUUUUUUCAAGUUACAAAAGGAUAAGAAAGAAGAUCGACCAUCAAUUGUCCUGGGUCUGACCCUAAAAGGAAUGCACAUUUAUCAGGAGGUAAACCAUUCCCGGCAGCUGCUCUAUGACUUCCCCUGGUCACAUGUUGGAAAGCUGGCAUUUCUUGGGAAAAAAUUUGAGAUCCAGCCAGAUGGUUUGCCUUCUGCUCGGAAACUGGUCUACUACACUGGCUGCCCAUUCCGCUCCCGACACCUCCUCCUGUUACUCAGUAACAGUCAUCGGCUCUACCUGCAUGUCCAGCCAGUGCUGAAACAGAUCCGGCAGCUGGAGGAAGCAGAAGAGAAGAAGCGUUACCGGGAGUCAUACAUCAGUGACACCCUGGAGAUGGACCUUGACCAGUCAGACAAACACUCUCAUGGUAGCGGAAGCAGCAGAGGCAGUGGUCGAGACCACCACCACCACCACCACCACCACCACCACCGGCUCUCCCACCGCUCGACAGAUAGCCACGGCAGCUCCCACACCUCUGGCAUUGAAGCCGACUCCAGACACCGCGUAUCCGUGGAAAUGUCUGUGGAUGAACCCUUUGGCAUGGAGCUGGGCCACGGUAAAGAGAAGUUCUGCAGCUCCACCACCAGCCACAGCAGCUCUGGCAUAGAUAGCAGCAGUAAAGGGAGAACUGAGGAUGAGGUGGAAGUGAUGGUAGAUGGGCCAGAGGAAGUGACAGUAGAUGAUCCAUUGGAUAAUAACCAAUUGGAGGAUAAGGCAACUGAAAAGGUAUCAAUGGCUCCACUUUCUGCUGGGCUGCAUGGCUAUAAAGCCUCUCACCAGGAACCCUUUGCUGUGGUGCAGAUAACACUGGUCAAGAUGAGGGGUCAGAGUGUCGAAGCCCUCAACCAGCUUGGAGAGAUGAAAGACAGGGAGUACUCAGACCAGCACAGCCAGAGCCUGGAUGACAUCCGCCUCUACCAACAGCGGCAUCCUCCCCUGAGCCCCAAUCUUUCUUCUCCCACAUCUCACAGCUACACCUUUGGCUGCACCCCAGAGGACAAGCUGGCUACCUAUGGCUGUGUCUACUCUACGGCUGAUUGUAAGACCAAGUCUGCCCUCUAUGGGAAGAGAUCGAUGAACUGUCUAUCCUUGGAUCUUCUGGGGGAAGACCAUGUCCCAGAGGAAUUUGUAGUCUAGGCCAGGUUGCCACAGUGUGGAGAUUGUUGGUGGCAUGGUAGCCUGGGAGAGAAAAGAGAAGAGGUCACCUCAGGUCUUGUGGAUAAUUGCAAAAAUGAAUCCUCUCCUUUGCUGAGGGAGAGCGUGACGAUGGUGCUGUUCACCUUCGCCAAGACACCAGGGUUCACGUGAUUCACAGAACGGAUUGCUGGCAUUGGUCCCUGCCUGACCUAGACACUGCCCCAGCAGUUCAUUUCAGUCACCUGGGCAGCCUCCUGACUGCUGGUGAAAGAAGCCAGGCAUACAGAGACCUUCUGCCCAGGGUCAGCAUUCAUCAGUAUCUUCUACAGGGUUCCAGGAAAGGAGCAAACCUCCAGCUGAAUUUUAAAUGCCCUCUGUAUGUGGUGUGUUCAUAUUUGCCAGACGAGUCUUGGAGAUAACUGGGCAAUUCAAGUCAUUCAUCAAGCACAUACAUGCAAGACAUUGUAUGAGUCACCAGUACUAAAGACAAAAACUGAAAUAGUCCCUGUCCAAAAGGGGCUUGCAUUCUCCUGGACCACAGUAGGUGUUCUGGAUUCAGUUGCAAUGGUGUUCGGAUCCUCCCAGACAUGUCAUGAAACCAAACUCUAGGUUCCCCCUGGCAAUGGAGCCUGAGUGGCUUCUUUCUUAAUUUCACUCUCUCUUCCUGCCCCAUGGCCAUCCAAGAAGUGUGUGUUGGGGGAGAAGAACUUUCCUCCUUGAGGAUACCUUUGAUUUAGUCUUUGGGAAGUGAGGGAGAAUGCAAGGGAGUGACAGAAGGGAAGAAAUGUGUCAACAGUCAUGAGAGUAUUAGGCUCUGAAUGAAGAGCCCUGGGAUCUCAGAGCUUCGGCUCUCUGCCCUUUACUCACUGAGGCCAGUUAGCUGUUUAGCCUCUCUACCACUGUUUCCUGCUCUACAAAAUGGCGCUCCACUGAGAGCGAGCCAGACUCGGUUACAGGUGGCCUUGUUCCCCAUGGCAUCCAUCAUCUUGUCAUCAUUUGGGUAUUUGCUGUGUAGGCCGUUAAAAGGCAUGGAUCAUUUUAAUAGCCAGCCCUGUCUGCAUCACCUGAUGGGAAAGUGGAGUCUUGCAUUUGUGUUCUUUCCUGAAAGGACACUGAAAGAAGGUAGUUUUCUGUGUACUUCAGCAGCAUGAAUUCUACUGCCUGGCUUCUAAGUAGAGGUCUGAUUGGGGUUGGGGGGAGGCAGAGGGGAUGCUGUACUUGAAGUUAUGUAGCAGGGAUUUCAUGCUGGUGGUCCGUGUAUAUUUUUUUAUUUAUUUGCAAUUUUCCGUGGGCUGUUGUCCCCUCCCUACAUACACAUCGCCAAGGAAGUACUCUCACCCCACUUGUACUUUGAAUGAGGAAGAUAGUACAUGUUUUUGUUUAGACAGAAUUGAGCUAUAUUUUAUUAUUUUAUAUUCCUAAAGUAUUAAUAUCGAAUCACUGUGAAACCAUUCUUAUGCAAGGUUUUUGUAACCAAGGGAUACUAUUAUCCUUAUUAGUACUAUAUUUUGUAUCUUGAUUAUACCUGGUUCACAUUGUUCAUAUUAAAGCUUUCAUCAGGGGGAGGGGGUGGGCUUGGGCAGGGCAGACAUAUAAUACACAGUAUCCUGGAUGGCUUAUACUGCUGUGCUAUCUUCACAGAGUUCUCUGUACUGGAAAGUGUUGCUUCUCCUUUCUGUGAAAGGAAUCUUUGUAUAUACUGUGCACAUAUAAUAAAGAAGUGAAAAACGUG
Molecule: messenger RNA, 3774 nt
Organism: Dromiciops gliroides (monito del monte)
Lineage: Eukaryota; Metazoa; Chordata; Mammalia; Microbiotheria; Microbiotheriidae
Gene: FRMD1
Product: FERM domain containing 1
Exons: 15
Coding region: 198-2042 (614 amino acids)
Biological process (GO): positive regulation of hippo signaling
Cellular component (GO): cytoskeleton; cytoplasmic side of apical plasma membrane
Source: RefSeq, a predicted model, not a curated record